Molecule: messenger RNA, 1269 nt
Organism: Hyaloperonospora brassicae
Lineage: Eukaryota; Oomycota; Peronosporomycetes; Peronosporales; Peronosporaceae
Source: the annotation of a GenBank genome assembly
AUGUUGCCGCAUUCUCAGCGAGCACGCACCUUCACCCCUUUACUGUAUGCUCUCGCGCUAUUGCAAUGCUGUCUCAACUGCACCGCCGCUGUGGUCAUUGGUACUCCGCCUGGCCUUGCAUUUGGCACAACGGGAGGAGGGAAUGCUGCACCGGUGUAUCCGACCACCAUCAACGAUCUACGGAGCCUUUUGAGCGAUAAUCAGCCCCGAGUCAUUGUCCUCAAACGAGCGUUCAAUUUUGUCAACACUGAAGGCACGACGACGGAAAAGGGUUGCCGUCCCAAGAACAACCUAAACUGCAUUGCCAAGAAGAACGGCUUUCAGGGACAAGACGCCAUUCAGCCAAGAUUCAGUAAGUGCGAUGGCUCAAUUGUGGAUAUCACUUACGACAAGGCGGCUAUCACCCCCCUUGUUGUUGGUAGCCACAAGACGCUAGUGGGCGAUGGAAUGAAGGGCGUGCUGAACGGCAAGGGCCUCAUCAUUACUGGCAGCAAUGUCAUCGUUCAGAACAUCCACAUUACCAACCUAAACCCACACCUCGUGUGGGGAGGUGAUGCCAUAACUAUUCGAGGAGCAUCAACUACUGCUCCUUCGAAGAAUAUCUGGAUCGACCACAUCAAGGUGUCAAGCAUCGGGCGCCAGAUGGUCGUCAUCAACUUUUCCGGCGCGACGGGACUCACGAUCAGCAACUCAGACUUUGACGGUAGUACCAAGUUUUCUACGUCUUGCGAUGGGCGGCACUAUUGGGGCUUCUUGAUUUUGGGAAAACAGACGGAGCUCAGUUUGUUGGGAAACUAUCUGCGCCAGAUGUCAGGACGAUCGCCGAAGGUCGGGGGUAGCAACGGAGAUCUGGCUGUCGUUCAUGCCGCGAAUAACUACUUCGAAGACAACUCUGAACACGCCUUCGAGGCAUCUACCGGCGGAUUAGUUCUGGCGGAAGGCAACUACUUUGAGUCUGUCCGAAGACCGAACGUGUACAACCCGAAAGGAAGCUUUUUGGUCCCAGGUGCUGGUGUUGACUGCCAGGCUAACCUCGGCCGCAGAUGUAUGCCGAACGUGCUGAGCAAAAGCGGGACGCUUUACAACAUUGCAGGAGACGCAGUGAUGACGAAGAUGAGCAAGUUGAAGGCACGAAUCGGUGCUAGCAAGGUGCACGCAGCGGCCAAGCUUUCUCUUGCAACGGGUACCUUUGGCGUCAAUGCUUACGAUGACGACAGAGUCGACCAGAUGAGCGCCGUACAGGAGACAGUGCGACGAUCUACCAAGUAG